This is a messenger RNA of Sycon ciliatum, 5280 nucleotides long. RefSeq lists its product as uncharacterized. Gene Ontology annotation, cellular component: nucleus. Gene Ontology annotation, molecular function: DNA-binding transcription factor activity, RNA polymerase II-specific; RNA polymerase II transcription regulatory region sequence-specific DNA binding. Lineage: Eukaryota; Metazoa; Porifera; Calcarea; Leucosolenida; Sycettidae. Gene Ontology annotation, biological process: regulation of transcription by RNA polymerase II; neuron differentiation. Bases 238 to 4305 code for a protein of 1355 amino acids. The transcript has 7 exons. The record is from RefSeq and is a predicted model, not a curated record.
AGCUAGGCGCGGAAUGCCGAUGCGCUCCACUCGUCAGCUCUACUCAGCCUAGCCUACUUUCCUGCGUGUCGUCGAGACUGUCGAGUGUCGACAGCAUUUCACUGGGCGAGAAGCGCGACACCAUGCCAAGGGCAGCGGUCGUGACGGAGAUGAAUGACGACUGGAACGUCGUUGCCACUGUGAGCGCAACUGCUCGUCUUUAGUGCAAACUUUUUAUGACGGGAAUACCACAGCUGGAUGGGUUCAACACCAAGCCAGGAGCAAGCGCAUCUCUACCCGGACCCUGCUGCUCGCGUCAGAGUCACACGCGGCGCUGCGAAACAGCAGUUUCUCGCAGCCCUGACCCUGCCUGCUGUCCAACGUCCUCCGCAGCGCCUACAGCAGCUGGAAAUACACGAUUCUAGCAACUCGGGCAACUUUGCUCGGCAGAUCGGCGGUAAGAGCAGUACGCCAAAAGAGUCCUUCUCUACCAUUGGUGCUGGUGCGGCUACUGACCCAGACGACCAGCCAUCUGAUUUCACAGCAGCAGCAGCAUCAGCAGCGACAGCAGUAGUCUGUUCAGCUGGUGUGUCGUCCUCCCCACCACCGCCAGCAGCAGCCAUGUCAUCUAUGGCAGUGCCCGCACCGUCCCUGCGUGACUCCACGGUGGAGCUAGCCGCGGCGCCGGACAGUCCCAAAUCCAUCACCGCCGGUCACACUUCCGCCGUUCCGGCAUCGUUGUCGUCCACAACUCAUGGCUCUAAUCCGAGCGCUGUUGCUACCAUUCAUGCUGACCUACACUAUCAACACCACGCUCACCUCGCGAUGGGAUCCGUCAGCGUGCCCGCCGCCUCCAACAUCAGCCGCACGGAGAAGUCGAUCUUGAAGCUCGAUCAGGGUGGUGCAGCCCUGGCUGGUCGGGCUGCAUCUCCCUCCGCUCUCCGGUAUGCGACUGACGUUGCACAGGGUACUGCACGAUCAGGCACAGCUGUGUCGCAUGGUGCUAUUGCAGAGCCUGUGCAGUCCAGGCCUACUCCAGCUAGUCGUCAGCACUUCUGCAAGGCAUGCAACCAGAUCAUCCUGGAAGAGAACAUCAUUGUGAUACAUCAGACAAUGCCAUCGGUCGGCGCCAUUGUCCGCACCAGUGCCAGCGCAUCAAACGUCAUCACCGGUGUUGAUGGCAGCAUGGGAAGCGAUGCCAGUGCCGACGGUAGCAACUCCAUGACAGCUGCCACUGGCAGCACAACAGCAGCGGUGGACGGCAGUGCCGCGAGACAACCAAUAGCCUGCUACCAUCGUCGCUGCACGCUCUGCAGUGUGUGCCAGAUCGACGUGUAUCGGCAGCGCUGUGACGAGGGCAAGCGCGUGUACCAGCGCGGCUCGAAGCUCUACUGCUCGCAGGAUUACACCAGGCUCUUCCUGGAGGCAUUGACGUGCGCUGGCUGUGGGCAGACAUUGGGCUCCACCGACUUGGUGUGCGACCUGCCCAUGAGCAACGAUGACGACAGUUUGGCAAUCUUCCACCACCACUGUGUCAAGUGCACCGCCUGUCAACAGCCUAUAGCCACCGGUGCCCAGUAUCGUAUCUACAAACGGCGACUCUACUGUCCGGCUGACUACGACCGUGCCGUCAACGCCCCAUCGUCGUCGCAGCGUGGUGUGCGGGGAAGCGGCAGUGCAACGCUCUCGUCGUCGUCCGCAUCGUCCCCGCGACCUGGCAGCCUGUCCGGCUCACCGAUGAAGCGAGAUAUACAUGGCGGUGGUCGUGGCCGGUUUGGUCGCGGCGGGGCAGGCACCACCGGCACUGGGCGAGGAAGGGGCGGCCGAGGUGGCAAUCGUGCGUCCGCCCCCGUCGUCAUGCCCGCCCUGGACAGCCAUGCACUGGCCGUGAAGCGUGAGCACGUACGCGCAAGCAGUCCGGCGGCCAUGGGCGGCAGCGGUAAGGAAGAGCAGCUUGCGAUCAGUGCGUCCCUGUACGGCGGUGGAAUCUUGUCGAGUCGCAAUAGUGCAGCGGCGGCAGCAGCAGCAGCAGCCUCCGCCGCAACCACAUUGGACCUGUCUUUGUCGUCGUCACCUCCGCACGAGUCCCACCAUCAGUCUGCGGGCAUGAUGGCCGGCAGAGACGUGGGUGCUGGACAAGACGGCGCAUACAACGUGGCAGAGCGGCGGCCUAGGGCUACACUGUCCGAUGCACAGCGCCAAGUGCUUCAGGAUUUCUUUGAAGAAGAGAUGUUCCCGGACAAAGAGGCACAGAAUCGCCUGAGCACCGACCUAGGAUUGACUGUGCUGCAAGUUCACAACUGGUUUCAGAACAAACGGCAGAAGAUGCGCCGUCUUGAGAAGGAGCGCAUAGGCGGCUCACAAUCACUGACUGUCUCCGGCGGCGGCGGUGAUCUGCUGGGCAGGAAGCGCAAACACCACAGUCUCUUCUCUCCCGGCAAGCGUGGCCGCCGUCGCCAGGAGGUCAUCUCGCAUCACGCGCAUCACCCGCAGCACCAUCUGCACCAUAAUCAUAUACAGCAGCAGCACGGCGGUGGUGGCGUGCCGAGAGAGCUGGGCGUUGCGCAGGAGAUCGUUGUCGGUGGUGGUGAUGCGGUGCCUACUCUCGGAUCGGCUAUGCCGGAUCACAUGCAGCACAUGGAGGAGGAGGCCGACGGGGACGGUGCUAGCGACUCCCAGUCCUCUGCUUCUCAGUCGGAAGGUGAGGAGGUUCAGGAUGUGGACGACAGAUCAUUACACGAGCAUUUAGACCACACGCAAUUACAUCAUCAUCAGCAACAGCAACACUUGCAAUCAGGACAGCGAUCUUCUCAGCAUGCCCAGCAACAGCAACAGCAGCAACAUCAUUCACAGCAGCCGCCACCGUCACAUCGUGUUCAACAGCAUCAGUCCGCGACAGCAACACCCCAGCAAUUGCAACAGCAGCAUCAACAACAGCAGCAGCAGCAACGGCAGCAGCAGCAGCAACAACAACAACAGCAACAACAACAGCAAAUUCUUCACCAGCAACAGCAGAUUCAACUUCAGCAACAACAGCUCCUGCAGCAUCAACAUCAACAGCAGCAACAGCGGCAGCAGCAGCUGAAAAAACAAGCCCAGGACUCGCCUGCGGUUUCUCGGUCUCCGAAACUUGAAGUUAGAGCGUCUGCCACAGCGCCAGCACCAGUAGCAACGGCAACUGUUCCAGUACGCCAGCAUGCGUCACAGCAUCAGCACCAGCUUGCGCCACAGCAGCAGCAUGCAUCCUCCUCUCCAGGCGCUGGUCAGCAACAUCAUCCAGGCAUGCCGGCACUGGCUGCUGCCUCUAGUGUCGGUGUGGGUAGCAGUACGACUGCGCCAAAACCAGCUCAGCGACCACACUCGCCAGCACCAGCACACAAGGCAAUAUCGGCAACAGCGGCAUCGCUCACUGGAGAGCCAAUGCCACCAGGGGCGGCAGCAGCCGGAGCGUCGCAUCAGAGACCCCCGUCCAGACCGGCCGUUGUGCAUUUGCAGUCCGCCACCACCGGUGCUACUGUGACCAUGGCGUCAACAGAGCAUGUCAAAGCUGCACAGGACACCGUGUCGAGUCACGGCAGUGCUGCUAACACGGCAAGCACACCAUCCACUGCCGGUGCAGCCACCUCAGCCACUGCCGCCGCCGCUACGGCUGCUCCUCGAUCGGCUAACUCGGCCACCUAUCACUUCCACCAGCCGCCACCGGCCCCCGGUUUUGUUCACCCGGGUAUGAACGUGCAGCACACCAUGUUCAUGCCCUACUCCGGUGUCUAUCCUGCUGCCGCUGCUGGUAAUGCCGCUGCAUCCGCCACCGCCGCGCCUGCAGCAGCCGUUGCCGCCGCACAAGCAGCUAGGUCUCAUGAGAGCGCCUCACCAGCGGCUGCUGCACCAGCUGCUGGCUCUGCCAUGCUAAGUGGCCAGAUCCGCAUGCUCUACCAGCCCACGGCCAUUAGUGUGCAAGCAGCUGGUAUCGGUACCUCUCAGCAACAACAACAUCAACAACAACAGCAGCAGCAACAUCAACAACAUCAACAACAGCAGCAGCAGCAACAUCAACAACAACAGCAGCAGCAGCAUCAACAACAACAGCAGCAGCAUGCUCAACAUCUGAUACAUCCGUGGAUGAUGAGCAAGCCGUCUUCGUCCGGUUCUGUGACAGCCACCAGUGCUGCCGUCAGCAAACCACCACCACUCCCCUCGGCACCAUUGCGUACACAGCAAGGAGUGACUGGGGUGGGUGCAGGGCAUGUACGCCACACAUCACCACCACCAUUGCUAGUGACUAGCAAUCCAGGAGCAGCAGCUAUCAACGGUGAUCGGCCGAAAUGAGCUGUGCUGCCGCGUAAUGGCCUGACAAUGUCCUUUGCGCAUGCAUGUAUGUGCAUGCGUGCCCAUGUGUACGUGUGCGUAUGCAUGCCUGUGCGUGCGUGUUUCAAAACGUGUAGCUCGGGAACCCUCACCUUGCCCUCAUGCCCUCUCUCCUGUGCCGAUGACAGCUCCCCGAGUGUAUCGGCUCAAGCUGCUGCCAGGUGUUUUACAUGCAACCCUCAAACUGUAACUUAACUACUGCAGCAGCAACAGCAGGCAGCAGCAGCAGCAGCAGAGCUCUGUGUUGCCGAGUCAUGUCACGACUGUACUAUCGGUUGAUCACGACCGGCAUGCUGCCAGCCACCAAUGCUUGUGAGUGCUGCUCCAACAUGUUUGUCUCGUCUGUUCUACUUAUUCCACGUGCGCGUGUUUUUUUAUCGUGAUCUUCACUUCAGUGGUGCCGGCCACUCCAUGCUCAUUCACACAAUUGUCAAAUUCUCUACCAGGUGCCCGUUUCUUAUCUUCUUCCCCGGCCGCUCUUUUCUCACCUUGUUCGAGUGCUUCUUGGUGUGUGCGUGUGUGUGUGUGUGUGUGUGUGUGUGUGUGUGUGCACAUCCGUGUGUGUGUGUGUGUGUGUCGAAAUUAAAAGUAACGCUAGUUUGAGUAGCUGCAUUGUUUUCCGCUUGAGAUUAUUCUUUCUUCUUAUCUAAGUUCCGAUGAGUAAAAUUUCUUAUCGACAAUCUUACAAUGGUGUCACGCUGAGCAAUACUACAUGAGUACUGUGGACUUUCCAGCACAGCCAUGUCUUUACAAGCAUAAGCAAGCCUCCCAUUGUUGUUACUCCUGCUGAUUCUUGCAUCUAUGCCUGUCUCGUUUUCAGGACAAUUGUGUGUGUGUGUUUUUUUCCUUUUAAACCGAUUGUUGUAGUGUGUCAUUGACUUGAUUGCAGUUCUUCUUCGUGGCGUAGUUCACGCUUUCCGUAUUUCGCUGACGUCA